AUGGCUUCCCUGGACCAUGUACUGCAAGGAUCUCUCAAUCUCCCAUUUCCUGCUGCUACCAAACAAGUGGCGGGGGUUGUGGAUGAGGUCAAAACCGACGUCAUGGUCAUGAAGUUUAGCGAUAAGAUUGUUGUUACCAUUUCUCAAGAGGGCCGACUUGCUCAUUGGCUCCAUGUACCACUUGGAAACCAGAAUCCAGGGACUAACGGCAUGCAUACUUUCUCCGAGGGCACGGAGGACAACCUGUUGCCCCUCAGCGGCUUGACAGCAACAUCAAUUCUCGGUGGUCAUGCUGCUGGACAGGAUACAAUUGGCCAACUGUUUGCUCGUCAAAUCGCAACUGCCAUUGCGACCAAGUCUCCUGCUGAAAAGCGCCUCCUGGUCGUUGGUCUUGGCCUCGGUACCGCAGCUUCGGAUCGAGAUUCGUUCUUCGCAAUUAUCGACCUUGUUCUGCAAUGCAUCUAA
This is a messenger RNA of Penicillium canariense, 465 nucleotides long. RefSeq lists its product as uncharacterized. Gene Ontology annotation, biological process: proteasome assembly. Lineage: Eukaryota; Fungi; Ascomycota; Eurotiomycetes; Eurotiales; Aspergillaceae. The transcript has 2 exons. The record is from RefSeq and is a predicted model, not a curated record. The coding region runs from base 1 to 465 and encodes 154 amino acids.